Messenger RNA from Fonsecaea nubica, 1110 nucleotides. RefSeq lists its product as hypothetical. Gene Ontology annotation, biological process: DNA repair; DNA damage checkpoint signaling. Lineage: Eukaryota; Fungi; Ascomycota; Eurotiomycetes; Chaetothyriales; Herpotrichiellaceae. The record is from RefSeq and is a predicted model, not a curated record. The transcript has a single exon. Gene Ontology annotation, cellular component: checkpoint clamp complex. Bases 1 to 1110 code for a protein of 369 amino acids.
AUGGCUGAUGCACCCAUCUUUACGGCAAUAUCUACAUCUGCUAGGCAGUUGUACCUGUUGCUUCGGUGCAUUGCUUUCUCCCAGCGUGCAGAGGUGGAGAUCACCCAACAAGGAAUCAAGUUCUCUGUCGAAGAAGCACGAGUUGUUCAGGGCUUGACGUUUCUAGACAAGGCCCUCUUCUCGUCGUACAAUUUGAGACUCAACGAUGAAGAUCAUGCCUUGCCCCUGUUUGCAGUCUCAGUUGAUGCUCUCCUGGAAACGCUACAGAUAUUUGGCAUCGCCGAAACAACUUCCUCAGCGCGGAACCCCUAUGGUGGACUUUCAUCGUCGUAUGGGAACGCUUUCAAUACCCCGGCACUGGCACUCGGAGGCACAUGCCGAAUUUCGUACCAAGAGGCUGGUGCACCGCUCACCAUCACCAUCCAGGAAGGGUCAGUCACCACAACGUGUGAGAUGAACACGUACAGGGUUUAUGAUCAAUAUGGUGACGAUGGUGGUAUCCCCCUGGACCGGAACUCGUUGUGUCUGAAAGCGAUUAUGCGGAGUGCUUGGCUCAAUGAUGCGAUCGGAGAGCUCUCAGGCACCAAUCCGUCUGUUCUUGUAAUCAAUGCUUCUGGCCGUACUGCUCCCUUUUUCUCGUUGGAAGGCGAAGGAGGACCAUUCGGCGAUAGCACCGUGGACUUUUUACCGGAGUCCAAGAACGCGCCUACCUCCAGCGUCCCCAGAGCCAAAAAGCAGCCGCUGGUCACGGAAACGUUCUCGGUCGUCGCACCGCCCGGAAGCCAUGGAAGAGUCUCCCAGAGGUACAAGUUCGAUAUGAUCAAGCGGGCAGGCAGGGCAAUGGCUUUGGCCAGCAAAGUCAGCAUUCGUCAGGAUCAACAAGGCGUGCUUAGCCUGCAGUUCAUGAUCGACUUGGGCGACGGUGCCAAUGCUGGCCCACGCCGAGAAGAAAGUGUUGCUGUCAACGCACCACCGACGCCUAGCAGUGUCGCUUUUGUGGAUUUUAGAUUUGUUCCACUCUUGGACGACGAGGAGACCGAAAGCAAUGGCGAGUUGGAAGACGAAACAGCUGAGGAGGCGGACUUGGAACCAGAUGACGAUAGUCUAUAG